This is a messenger RNA of Apaloderma vittatum (bar-tailed trogon), 1221 nucleotides long. RefSeq names its product erythrocyte membrane protein band 4.1 like 5 (gene EPB41L5). The record is from RefSeq and is a predicted model, not a curated record. The annotation marks the transcript as partial. The transcript is spliced from 14 exons. Gene Ontology annotation, molecular function: cytoskeletal protein binding. Lineage: Eukaryota; Metazoa; Chordata; Aves; Trogoniformes; Trogonidae. Gene Ontology annotation, cellular component: cytoskeleton.
AUGCUGAGCUUUUUCCGUCGAACCCUGGGCCGGCGGUCCAUGCGCAAGCAUGCGGAGAAGGAACGGCUGAGAGAGGCCCAGAGAGCUGCAACCCACAUCCCUGCAGCUGGAGAUGCAAAAUCCAUCAUUACUUGCCGAGUAGCGCUGCUGGAUGGAACGGAUGUCAGCGUGGACUUACCGAAAAAAGCCAAAGGCCAGCUCCUGUUUGAACAGAUCAUGUAUCAUCUGGACCUUAUAGAAAGCGACUACUUCGGAUUAAGGUUCAUGGAUUCUGCACAGGUGGCGCAUUGGUUGGACAACACAAAAAGCAUCAAAAAGCAAGUGAAAAUUGGCCCACCGUACUGUCUGCAUUUUCGUGUAAAGUUUUAUUCAUCAGAGCCCAACAACCUACGUGAAGAGCUAACAAGGUAUUUAUUUGUGCUGCAACUGAAACUGGAUAUUCUUAGUGGAAAACUGGAAUGUCCUUUUGACACAGCCGUCCAGUUGGCGGCUUAUAACAUGCAAGCUGAACUUUGAUACUAUUACCCUGCUUAACACGUCCCGGAACUGGUGUCUGAGUUCAGGUUUGUUCCCACUCAGACUGAAGAGAUGGAACUCGCCAUUUUUGAGAAGUGGAAGGAAUGCAGGGGGCAGACACCAGCACAGGCUGAAACUAACUACUUAAACAAAGCUAAGUGGCUGGAAAUGUAUGGUGUGGACAUGCACAUAGUCAAGGCAAGAGACGGCAAUGAUUACAGCUUGGGACUAACACCUACGGGAGUUCUGGUCUUUGAAGGAGACACAAAGAUUGGUUUGUUUUUCUGGCCAAAGAUAACAAGGCUUGACUUCAAGAAGAACAAACUCACUCUCGUUGUAGUUGAAGAUGACGAACAGGGAAAGGAGCAGGAGCACACUUUUGUCUUUAGACUGGAUCAUCCCAAAGCCUGCAAACACUUGUGGAAAUGUGCAGUGGAACAUCAUGCCUUCUUCCGACUCCGAGGUCCUGUCCAAAAAAGCUCAAGUCGAUCAGGCUUCAUUCGGUUAGGAUCCCGGUUCCGAUACAGUGGCAAAACAGAGUAUCAAACCACCAAGACCAACAAAGCCAGGAGAUCAGCAUCCUUUGAAAGAAGGCCAAGCAAGAGAUACUCAAGACGAACACUGCAAAUGAAAGCACAUGCUGCUAAACUUGAAGAAACAAGUGCUGCAAACAAUGCUGUUAUCAACCAAACUAAUGGAUCACAA